This is a messenger RNA of Corticium candelabrum, 1724 nucleotides long. RefSeq lists its product as uncharacterized. The transcript is spliced from 5 exons. The coding region runs from base 943 to 1587 and encodes 214 amino acids. The record is from RefSeq and is a predicted model, not a curated record. Lineage: Eukaryota; Metazoa; Porifera; Homoscleromorpha; Homosclerophorida; Plakinidae.
GCAGUAGCGGCGGACAUGGAGGGAAAACUUAUCUAGUAUGUAUACAUGCAUGUAGCUACAGGAGGCACGACCUUUGUAAGCAAACAGCACGGCCGCAUUCAAGCAACAAAAGUCACCACAUAGUUCCCACAUAGUUCCCGGAAAUGACAAACCAGAAAUGCCAAGGGCUUCUAAAAAAAUAGACAGCGGUACAAGUAGGAGGGGUAAGAACAAUACAGGCAUGUAGUGCCUGCUAACGCACGUUACAUAGCUGUCACUGCACAGGUGAACCACCAUGCACGCUCUGACUUCCCUAAAGAUAGCAACAACGUCAGAAAGAGGAAGUUAAGUUGAACGCCGCCAGCCUCCUGCACACAUCCGCUACUGUUAGACAGUUUUCGUCUGCGCCUAGUGCGUGUUUUGCCACUAAAUCAACGUCAUUUCCGUUGCUCAUCCGACCUCUGCAUUACUUCCGAUGACAUGUUUGGGCAAGUCGCACGACCUCCGCCACUGUUCCCGCGCCCACCGUUCCUUUGGAGUUGAAAAAAGAUUUUUGAUCGCAACCCAAUAUCUCGUUCCAAUGGAUCAUCUCGAAGACUCUUCUCACGUGCACCGAACAGACUAAUUACUACUUGGUUGUCAUACAGUUGUCGGCCUCUUUCCGUGGUCAUCUGUGGCCUAGCAGUCGAAGAAAUCGGCCUGAAGUCAGCUUGAUUUGGCUUUACCAGUGAUGCAAUCUUGUUGCUGGAACCAACAAACGUCAUGUAGCUGUGGUUGCCCGAAGACUUCCGUAGAACGAUACUCACGACCGUUGACCGUUGGGUCAGGCUUGUUCUAUAACUAUUCUACUGGAUAUCUGCAUGCCCUUUGCCACUAUGCAAACGUAUAUAUUGUAGGCUGUUGCAGACAAACGCUCAGCAUUGUAACUCAACGUUGCAAGUGUGUUACUGAAGUCGGGAAGAAAUGGGAAGUUUCAUGAUCAGACGUGUCUUCGACGUAUUGUCGAUCAGCUUGAUGACUGCCUUGCUGUUCAACGUGGAUGGCGUUUGUGGAAAACCGAUAACGAGAGUUACGAGAAACACUGAAAGAAACUGCAACGCGUUUGAAGAUUACAUCGUCAUUUUGACGUACGACCGCACGAAAGUACUGACAGUCUUACCUCGCGGGCAAGGACUAGAGCUGAGAAACGUGACAGAGAAGAUCACACUGAGCAAUUUGUUUAUCAAAACAAGUGGCUUGUAUCCAACGUUUACGGCAUACGCAAAGCAGCGCAAACUGUCAGUGGAUGAUGAAGGAAAAUUGACUAUUACGAACAAUGCAUCGACAUUCUACGCCAUACACGCCAAUUUCACCCGCAAAAAUCUAACGUUCGAAUACUACUUGCGUGCGCUAACAAACGGUACCAAAUGUGGUGAAGGCGACUACAUUGCCUCUCCUUACAAACACGUGGAGCCACACAAACUGACCAGCACGCAUGCGGCCUGCGCACAUGAACCUCUAGCAGCAGGAGUUGAUGGUCUUGAUUGGAAUGAGUAUAUCUUCUUUUUGGAGGAGGUGAAUAGCAGCAGACAUCUCAGUGAAGAACUGACGCAACUUUGUUGCAAGUAAUGAUGGUAUAGAAUAAUACAAACUCGUACUUAACGUUUUGCACGUAUAUGUUAGAUCUAAUAAACAUAUUUUGCAUUUUUUAUAAUUGUUGUAUGUUUGGUAUUUUUUAGGCUUGCAAUGGAUGUUUACUAUUAGAA